This is a messenger RNA of Monopterus albus (swamp eel), 4207 nucleotides long. It is a transcript of the gene klf5a, whose product is annotated as Kruppel like factor 5a. Gene Ontology annotation, biological process: regulation of transcription by RNA polymerase II. NCBI's taxonomy places the organism in Eukaryota, Metazoa, Chordata, Actinopteri, Synbranchiformes, Synbranchidae. The record is from RefSeq and is a predicted model, not a curated record. Gene Ontology annotation, molecular function: RNA polymerase II cis-regulatory region sequence-specific DNA binding; DNA-binding transcription factor activity, RNA polymerase II-specific. The transcript is spliced from 5 exons. Bases 83 to 1786 code for a protein of 567 amino acids.
UGUGCAGUGUGGCUGGUCGUGUACGCUGCUUCCGACUGUUAAUGUAGGCUAUUCAGAUGGAGCGUAGGGCGGUGGCCGGUGAAUGAAUGAUCAAAGCCCUUUGAAAGGUUUGGGGGGCGGUGCAUGUGCUGUAUUUACACUGGGCCGCUCCGCCCUACGACGGGAGAUAGAAAACUGUCUGUGGGCCGGUGGAGGGAUGAAACAAGUGGAGGGACAUGACGAGCGAUCGUUUGCGGUGCUGCGUCGGAGCUUCAUGGCCGCGGCACUCACGAUGAGCGGCGGCGGGCAGGAGGACCCCUUCUAUACGCUGCAGAAGGCGACCCUCCCCGCUGGAUUCUCUUUGGAGGACUCGGCGUUGUUCGGCUUGGACUGCAAGAUCGCAGGAACAGACAAGGCUGGACUAAACGACUACACACAGCACCAGGCAAAGUGUGAGAUGGACAGGUAUCUGUCCCCCCAGCCUCUUCCCCUUCCACCUCCUGCAGACAAUCAGCAGAAGUCACACAGAGACAGCGCACCUGCAGUGGACCAGUUCUUCACUGAAGAUCACGACGGGGCCCCGUACACUCUAAACAUGAAUCUUUACCUCCCUGACGCCAGCUACCUGAGGAUGGGCUUGUGCCAGCAGACGCGGCCCCCUCAGCACCAGAACCACACAGGUCUCACCCAGAUCAAAACAGAAUCUGCCUCCCCGUGUUUCUCCCCCAGUUUACAGCCGCACUGCCCCAACACUACGAGCACGAGUAGCUGCAGCACGUCAGGACAUGGCAGUAUUGCCAUGGAAACCUCGCCCAUAAACAUGACGUUAACAGGGUUACCGGACUUCACCAGUGUUUUCAACCAGUCGGGAAGCAGCCGAGGUGGCAAUUCGGUGCCAGAAGUGUUUGUCAAACAGGAAAUGUCAUCACAGUUCGAGCAGCACGCUCUCCACCACCAUGACAACAGCGGCUCGCUGUUUCAGCUCCUAAGCUCCGGCUUGGAUCAUCACCAUGGCAGUGGUAUGGAGGCUCAGCAUCUUCACCAUCAGCAGCAGCAGCAGCAGCAGCAGAUACAACAAACUUCCACUUCCACCAUCCACAUGCCUUUCCACGAUUUGCCAGUGGCUUCUUCUGCAUCUCAACAGGAGCAGUCUGCGAAGCCAACCUACUGUGGCCUCGGUGCUGGGGCAUACACUCAUCCUCAUGCUCAGUCACACCCCCAUUUCCUCCAGCAGCAGGUGCCCUACCUGCCACCCUCUCCUCCAAGCUCAGAGCCCGGUAGCCCUGACAGGCAGAAGGAGCUGCUCCACACCAUGUCCCCUCCUCCCUCAUACGCAGCCACCAUCGCUUCCAAGUUGGCAGGUAGCACGCCUGGGCUCGGACCCAUCCCAGGAGCAGGCAGCUUAACCCUCCCCCUCACUACAGGUCCCACACCGAUCCCAGGCCAAGCCGCAGUCCUUUCCCAAGCCCCUCCAACAACCCCAGCUCAGACCACAGUGCCUGUCCGCUACAACCGCAGAAACAACCCGGACUUGGAAAAACGACGGAUCCAUCACUGUGACUACCCAGGCUGCAAGAAGGUCUACACCAAGUCAUCUCAUCUGAAAGCUCACCUCCGGACUCACACGGGUGAGAAGCCGUACAGGUGCACGUGGGACAGCUGCGACUGGCGCUUUGCUCGCUCUGAUGAGCUGACGCGUCAUUACCGGAAACACACAGGCGCCAAACCCUUCCAGUGUGCCGUCUGCUCGCGCUCCUUUUCCCGAUCCGACCACCUCGCCCUGCACAUGAAGAGACACCAGAACUAGCAGCAUCUACACACACACACACACACACACACACACCAAAUACACAAGCACUAUCCUGACACACAUAAAGCUUUCACUGACACCACAGCUCCUCCUGGUGCUGCUAUCAUGUGCUAAAACGGUACGAUAGCCUAACAAACAUGUUGCUCUUAACCCAGGGUGAGACAGUUUGGAGGUUGUAAAGUAGAAAGAGAACAGCCAGAUGAAGUUCCUGGUCCCUUAACAUCCAGUCACACUUAGUGUAGAUUUCUUUCAACAAAUACAAAGAAGAAAAAUGAUAACAAAAAGAAAACAGUGGCUCCAACACAUGUUUCCAGAGCUUUUGGACUUCUGUGUGACUGGAAUGAAAGCACUUGUUAUUCUAAACCUGUACAUCUUUUGUCUCUGUUCUAACAUAGAACUGGCUUCAUUAUUAUUAUUUUAUAAAUGAGAAGCUUGUGUUUGCAUAACUAGUCAAACCAAAUCUCUGCUUAUUCCUUGGUUUCUUUAUAAAACUGGAAUAUCCUGAUUUUGUUUUUUGUUUUGUUUUACCAGAUCCUUCUGUUUGCACUAGAAUUGGUAAUCUAAUUCUGAGCCUUUUUUGGCCAAUGCAUCUCAUUCACCACUCGAAUGAUUAUCAUCACUACUGGACUGAAUUUCACAAAUCGUUGUUCAGAUAUUAAAAAUUGAAGGCAUUUAUACUCUGGAGAGAGGGAAGAUAGAGCGGGAAGAAGUGGGGGUUGCAGAUGGAGAGAAAGAUUUUUGAUUUUAUACAGAGGAGCUCAGAGGAGAACCAGAGGAAGGUGGAUGGUUGCUAAAGAGCAGCAAUUAGGUGAUGAAUUAUUCAGAUCGUCUCUUGAUGGCUUUCCAACCAGAGAUAUGUAAGCAGAACCCUCAGACGUAUCCUAGACUUCAUUCGGUUAAAGCAGAAUUGACUGUAUUUGAUGCUCAGGCUUGAAUGAUGCGUCUUCAAAAUACAAUUACUUAGAUUACAUCUAUUCCAUCCAACAUUUUACUUCUUUAACCAAAGUAUCAUCUUCACCAUCUGUCACCAUCUUAAGUGCCUCCUCCUCUGGUUUAUGUGUUUGUGUUCAGUGGUGGCAGAGCUGCGAACAGUGUAGGCAGUCCCGAAAAAAGUGGUGCUGUUUUUAUUUUUUACUAUGCUGAAUUUCUGGUCUCAGCUUGGGCGGGGGGUGGGGAAACUUGAUUUUAAAUGACAAGGUUACCCAUCAUUCACUGUAAUGUAACAACUUGGCCCAGGCCAGUUCACAGACACUAACAUUAUGUGAAACCUUUUUAUUACAGUCAGUCGCUCUCUGACUCUGUACACAACUAACUUGCAGUCGGGCUCUAUCAGGCAAUCAGAUGUGGACGUGUGUUUUGUUAAAGGACAGGUUCACAUUUUUUCAGAUCCUUCUUAAAACAACACUCACAAGGCCAUAUAUGUACUGCAGGAGUUGCUGUCUGAACAAGUAUUCCAACAUGUUUAAUAUAAAUGAUGGGAGACAAAAUCAACAGUCCUCCUCUGUGUAAAAAUGAAUAGUGAAGUACAGCUGGAAAAAAUACGAGGCUUCAUCUUUUGGCAAGUCAAAUGAUAAACGGGUAACAUUCAAAGUGAAUCUUAUCCGUUCAGAAUGCCCAGUUUUUGCUUCAGCAGCCAGUGUUUGUUGAGCUGCGGUGUGGUAUAGCACAAAGAGGAAUUUUCACUCUUUGAAAAAUGUCCCAUUGAAUUGAUUAUUGGCGUAUUGUUUAACCGUAGGUUUUCCAUGUAGGUAUGUUGUCCUCCACCAUUUGCAUUAAAAUCUCUCUCACUGGCAUUUCUUCAAACCCCCAAAAAGUUUUUUUAAUGUACACAUGGUCAUCGGUGUUUUCCUAUAAAACAGACUUGAAAGAAGUGUAAACCCGUCCUUUACUACAAUGCACACAUAAAUGCCCUUUGUGAUGGUGUGAUUUAGCCAGCACUUGUAACUGUAUUUGUUCAUUCACUGCAGGUAGCAUUAAGAUAAUAUAGCACUGUAAUGUAUCAUGGUAAUUCUGACUAUUUAUUUGACUGUGUAGAAGUCGGGGGGGCGGGGGUGUUUGUAUCAGAUCAGCAGUCUUUCUCCCCAGCAAAAAUGCCUUAAUGUAAAUAUAUGCACUGUAAAUAACUGUUGACAUUUAUGUUAGUUUUUCCCUCUUUUGUUAUGAUUUUGUAAACAAAAGGGCAAAAAGAAGAAAAUGCCCCGCGAUCCAAAAAUAUUUGAGUCUUUUUCCUUUUGGUUUUUCUGAUGCCAUUGUUUUAUAUAUUGUCCUUCCAAAAACUUAUUUUGUAAAUCCUUUAAUUGUUUGUUUGUUUGUUCUUCUGUGAUAAACGUUCCAAAGACAAAAGUUGUUUUUCUUCAACUGAGUGAAGCCAAUUCAAUAAAGUUAACUGACACUUUUACUGAUUUGCUCUUAUACUGA